AUGAUUUUAAAAGUGUAUUUAUUUGUAAGUCUUUUUCUCACGCCAUCUGCUGUUAUUCGCGUGCUAAACGCCUCUAACGGUUCCGAGUGUACUGUCACCAUGUUCGGAGGGGACGUGAAUGCAUUCUGGGCAUGCACAACAGAACGCGCCUUACAGUCUAACUGGUGGCCGUCACCCAUCGCUGGAUUAUUCAGUUAUCAGGAGUGGAAUGGCUAUGACGGGUUUUGGCAAGACGGCGCACUGCUUGAAGCACUGGCGAAUUUCAAAUCCUACGCCAACAACACAAGAUACAUGUCUGUCCUGAAAAGCUCCUACAGAGAGAUCUACGAACUAAAGUUGGCCUAUGCCCCGUAUCCGUCCUUUGACGACAUGGCUUGGUAUGCGCUCAGUUACAUCAGGAUAUACGAGGUAACUGGCUGGCCAGAAUUUCUAGACGUAGCGCAGCAGAUAUUUGACUUCUGUUGGACCAGCGGCUGGGAUUCCAGCGGCAAUUGCGGUGGUGGCAUGUGGUUCGACAACAAUCGAAAUUCAAAACAGACCAUCACCAAUGUACAGAUGUUAGUUGUUGGCGCUAAACUGCAUCGUCUGACGAAAAGGAAUGACACCCAGCUUCUAGACAAAGUGAUGCUUGUGUGGAGGUAUAUACUGAAAAACGGACUGGUAGACACCAAAACCAUGCUCAUCAGUGACGGAGCACGGCAGAACUGCACGGCAGACGGCAAUUAUAACCCGACUUAUAACCAAGGCGUUUUCGUCGGCGCCCUGGUGGAGUUAUGGAAACUGUUGAGAGAUCCUCAGUAUCUAAGCAUGGCCAAUGCAGUGGCUAAUGCAACGAUAACUCUAAAAUCAGUGAAUGGUACGUUGACAGAAUGGUGUGAUUUUCAAGUGUGCAAUGAUGACACCAAGAUGUACAAAGGGAUCUUCACUAGGAAUCUGAGGUAUCUGAUGGACGCGCCAGGCAUGGUUGGAACCACAGCAAGAGAACAGUACUCUCAAUGGCUGAAUCAUAACAUUCUGUCUGUUUUAGAGAAUAAUAUAUGCUAUCCCCGCGGAGUGCCAAAGACGUGUCAUGUAGUUUACAAGGACGGACCGCCUUUCAACAACUGCACUGGCCCGGUGUUCAGCGAGAAUUGGCACGGUCCGUACAACUACACGGCGCCUAUGCAGCAGACUUCCGUGUUGGAGUUAUUCACUGCUAACAUUAAACUGGGAACGCUAUGUAAGGGGGAUGCUUGUGCCUAUGACCCACCGACGCCUGCGCCCCACCCUUUAACGUGCAAGGACGACCCGUGUCCGCCCGGACAAGAUUGCUGCAGUUAUGGUGGUUCAUACACCUGCUGUGACUCGGACCAACAAUGUAAAAACCACGUGUGUGUAUAG
Molecule: messenger RNA, 1380 nt
Organism: Gigantopelta aegis
Lineage: Eukaryota; Metazoa; Mollusca; Gastropoda; Neomphalida; Peltospiridae
Exons: 2
Coding region: 1-1380 (459 amino acids)
Biological process (GO): carbohydrate metabolic process
Source: RefSeq, a predicted model, not a curated record